This is a messenger RNA of Trichoderma atroviride IMI 206040, 1160 nucleotides long. NCBI's taxonomy places the organism in Eukaryota, Fungi, Ascomycota, Sordariomycetes, Hypocreales, Hypocreaceae. The record is from RefSeq and is a predicted model, not a curated record.
GGCCGGCGCAGGGGGGGCGGGAUAUCGAAGGCGCCGACGUCGGGCGAGACAUGCGCAAGCCCUCCACGCGGAUGAAGAGGACGGCGGCGUGGUCGGUCGGCGCAGAGCAAGGACAUUGGGUUCCUGCUCUGUAAUGUGAGCGGUGUAGGCCACCAAAGGGGGACAUGUUUGGAUUCCUGUUUUUUUCCCCCAUGACACGAAUUUACAUCGUCACCACCACAUUCAGCUCAUUUACACAAGGCAAGAGAAAGAAAAAGGUGGAUUUUGGGCUCUCAUUUUCUAUUUUGCUUUUACUAUGAUCUUGGUACACAAUUCUUGUUGAUUGCAUAUGGCAAAGGCGUUUUUCUGGAAAGCCAUAUGGUAUGGUAGUAGAACAGGGAGGGAGUUGAUCUGGCCUUUUUUUUUUUUAUCCUUUCUUUUUUUUUUUUUCUUCUUAACGCCUCACUUAACUGCCGGCAAAGAUCAGGCGCCUGUGAAAGCAAGAUGCUGGGCAUUUUGGGCUGGCCUAACCUAGGGACGCAGCAAUGCUUUGCUCCGGGUGUGGUUAUUUUUGUCUCAAAGACGGUUGAAAUCGGGAACUGCUUAGCGCCCAGUCUGUGACUGUCCUGGCUGCAAGCUUACUCUCUAGUUUGAUGCAAAUAGAAUGAUUUCCUCUCAUGCAUGCCUACUUGUCCUCUUGAUAUCUUGCCAUGUGUCACUUCGCCUCUGGACGUCUAUGCAGGCCCUCCUGGUGGGCAGCUGCCCGUAUUCACAGGAUAAGGAGAUGCAGGGAGAGAGAGAGAGAUGAAAAAAGGAAGAGGGGGUAUGGGGAGAAGGGGGCUUUCGUCUAGAGAAGCAUGAAAGCGAAAGCCUGGAUUAUGCAGGCCCGGCAGAUGAAAACUCGGUGUGGCCUGCUUCUCUCAGCAAGCGAUGGGCGUUUGUUUUUGGCGUACUUGGAUGUCUCGAGGAGGAGAAGGGGGACACAUACAUGCCGGUGUCGUAUCUUGGGUGUCUACCUACGCAGCUUGACCGCAACUCUUCUGCUCGUGUACUACCAUGUGUCAAUGGUACGAGGCGAGUCCUUUUGGAUACAUGUGCUUGAUUCAACAAGACUUGAUUCCCUUUGCGUAAAAGGUACUAGUUUGGUGUAGGUGGUGUCGUGGUACUUUCUCCAUCCCUGC